Molecule: messenger RNA, 572 nt
Organism: Apodemus sylvaticus (European woodmouse)
Lineage: Eukaryota; Metazoa; Chordata; Mammalia; Rodentia; Muridae
Gene: S100a1
Product: S100 calcium binding protein A1
Exons: 3
Coding region: 113-397 (94 amino acids)
Biological process (GO): regulation of heart contraction
Cellular component (GO): sarcoplasmic reticulum
Molecular function (GO): S100 protein binding; calcium ion binding
Source: RefSeq, a predicted model, not a curated record
AGACGACUAAAGACAGGUCUCCCCACACCGGUCCAGGAGCCACAUUUGCUGCGUGUCCUUCUGUCGAGAACCUGCUCCGACGUCAGGCCGAGGCCAACCGUGUUCUGCUGAAAUGGGCUCUGAGCUGGAGACUGCCAUGGAGACCCUCAUCAACGUGUUCCAUGCCCAUUCCGCCAAGGAAGGGGACAAAUACAAGCUGAGCAAGAAGGAGCUGAAAGACCUGCUGCAGAUGGAGCUCUCUGGCUUCCUGGAUGUCCAGAAGGACGCAGAUGCUGUGGACAAGGUAAUGAAGGAACUGGAUGAAAACGGAGAUGGGGAAGUGGAUUUCCAGGAGUAUGUUGUGCUGGUGGCUGCUCUCACAGUGGCUUGUAACAACUUCUUCUGGGAAAACAGUUGAGCACACAGUCAGUGGGCCGCGCCCUUCUCUCCCCUUUAGCCUGCUUGCUCCUCACCCCACCUGUGCCUCCCUAUGUCCCCAGCCUUGCCCAGUCUCAGCAAGCACCAAGGGCGCAGGGUGGCAGUCCAGAUCUGCCACUCGUUUUAAUAAAGUCUUCUCUCUCGCCAACUAUCAA